This is a messenger RNA of Blastocystis hominis, 215 nucleotides long. RefSeq lists its product as hypothetical. The record is from RefSeq and is a predicted model, not a curated record. Bases 50 to 214 code for a protein of 54 amino acids. Lineage: Eukaryota; Bigyra; Opalinata; Blastocystidae. The transcript is spliced from 2 exons.
CCCAUUCUUGUUUCUCUUUUCAAAAGAUUCGCCCGGAAAGAAACGGUAGAUGGAUGAGGUAGCCAUGCUACAGGAAGUGAAAAAGUGCUUGGUCACUUUAUCCUUUGUAGUCAAAUCAAUCGACGAGGACAUCGAUCAAAUGCAGCUCUCCAUGGAGCGAGUCACAGCGCUUACGAAUUCCUGGAAGUCUUUACUCCGAAGGUCCCGCACUUAGU